UCCAACUCUCUCUUGAAUACAUCCAGUGAAUUGGCGUCCACUGCCUUCUGUGGCAAAGAAUUCCACAGAUUCACAACUCUCUGGGUGAAAACGUUUAUGUGGUGUAUGUUGAGCAGUUCUGCUGGUGAGAAUAGAGGUUAAUGAUUGAAUGCUGAGAUGAGAACAUAGUGCAGACAGGCUACAGAAUAUCAAUGAAACGAGGGGAUGUCAGAUGAAAAUAUAAAUCCCCUGCUACUAUUCUGGGAAUGUGGAGGUGUUGUUCUCCUAUUAUUCACAUUGACAAUCAGGCAACUGAACCAUCCUACCAAUAAUUAGACAGCAGGUCUGGGCUACUAUCAAACUGAUUGGAGACCACCAGACUAUCUUUAAUCGGACGAUUAGAUCUUAGGACUAAAGGAUUCAAGGGAUAUGGGGAAAAAGUGGGAACUGAUUUUAGAUGAUCAUCCAUGAUCAUAUUGAUUGGCGGUGCUGGCUCGAACUGUCAAAUGGCCGACUCCUGCACCUUUGUUUCUAUGUUUGCUGGAUUUUUCCUUGCACUAAAACAAUAUGCACGUUAUUCCCUUCAUCAUGUAUCAUGUACAGUGCGGACAGCUCAAUGGUAAUCAUAUAUUUAUUGUCUUUCCGCUGACUGGUUAGCUCGCAACAAAAAGCUUUUCACUGUACCUCGGUACACGUGACAAUAGACUAAACUCAGACAUCAGUCCCUAACUGAGUAUUACCCAGUGGGUUUGUCAUCGUUGUGUGUGGGAUCUUGCUGUGUAUACUGGAGCUGUUCCAUUUCCUUGCAUUGUAAGAGUUAGUGCGACUCAGAUUGUGCCUGACCUUAGAAAUGCUCUGAAAUGGCCUGGGAUGGGGAAAGGCAUCUUAUGAAUCCUUUUUCUUGGUAUCUGAAAGUCAGGCAUGCUGCGCGCUUUAAAACUUGACGCAGUGGUAGAGUUACUGCCUCACAGCGCCAGAGACCCGGGUUCGAUCCUGACCACAGAGGUUGUACCUUCUCCCCGUGACCUGCAUGUGUUUUCUCCGGGUGCUCUGAUUUCCUCCCACACUCCAAAGACGUACAGUUUUGUAAGUUGAUUGGCUUCAGGAAAAUCAUGUAUUGCCCGCUGACUGGUUAGCAUCCAGCAAACGCUUGGUACAUAAGACAAUAAACUAAAUAAAAACAAAACUAAACUAAAUUAUAAAUUGUCCCCACUGUGUGUAGGAUGGUGUCAAUGUGCGGGGAUCGCUGGUCGGCACAGACUCGGUGGGCCGAAGGGCCUGUUUUUGCGCUGUAUUUCUAAAAGAAAAACUAAAAGCUGGUUAAAAUAAACUAAAAGUUGUUUGUUGUAUGCUUCUGGUUGGUAUUGUCGCUUAGUAAGACUCUGGAACAGCUGGAGUUGUUAGAUUAGUUUAUUGCCAGGUUAACGCUUUGUUAGGUGCGACCCAGUUAACGUAAAGACAAUGCCUGAUUACAGUUGAGCCACCAAGGCCUGUGUCAGGGUAUAUGUGGGGUUUAGUUUAGUUUAGUUUAGAGAUACAGUGCAGAAACAGGCCCUUCGGCCCAGCGUGUCUGCACCGACCAGCGAUCCCCGCACAUUAACACUAUCCUACACACACUAGGGACAAUUUUACAUUCAUUCCAAGCCAUUUCACCCACAAACAUAUACGUCUUUGGAGUGUGGGAGGAAACCGAAGAUCUCAGAGACAACCCACGCAGGUCACGGGGAGAACGUAGAAACUCCGUACAGACAGGGCCCGUAGUCAGGAUUGAACCGGGUCCCUGGCGCUGCACGCGCUGUAAGGCUGUGACUCUACCCGCUGUGCCACCGUGCCGUGGUGAAUAAAUAUCUAAUAUUCACCCAUUGCUCCUGCGUUCUGUUACUGCUGAUGCUGUAAACAAUGGAGAAACAAACCCCCAACAUUGACCCCCAGGAAAGCCUUGUAAAGCCUUUCAAAGGAAUCCAAGAUCAGCAGCACUAAUCCUCCUACCGACAUAUCAUUUGGCACCGCCCGGUACUGAAAGUCUGAUCUUUGUUGAAAGGUUACAUGUUUUUUAAAAUCAUUUAGUUUAGUUUAUUUGUUGUCCUGUGUAUUGAAGUGUAAUGAGAAGGUUUUUAGUCAGAGAGUGAUAUAGCGUGGAAACAGGCCCUUUGGCCCAACUUGCCCACACUGGCCAACAUGUCCCAGUUUGGUCCAUAUCCCAUCCAAACCUGUCCCAUAUCCCGUCAUGCGCAGGAUUUUGUUGUGUGCUACCCAUGUCAGGGGAAAGACAAUGCAUGGUUACAAUCCAGCCAUUCACAGUGUACUGGUACAGGAUAAAGGGAAUUAACAUGAAUAUCAAAGUUAAAGUCAGAAAUGUAGCUGUCGGAGCAGAGGUUUAAAAGAGUGGAGCGAUUGCCGUGCGUGAUUGCAGAUCCACUUCCUUGACCAGCACACAAAGAGUCGCUUGGGUUGGGCCCCAUCUGGGUCAGCAUUUGUCCUUUAAUCCUUGCUUGCCAGCGACGUAGCCUAGACCAUUGACCCAAAUGAAUCAUUGGACGUGGAGAGACACAAGAGAUUGCAGAUGCUGGAAUCUUGAGCGAAACACAAAGUGCUGGAGGAACUCAGUGGGUCGGGCAACAUAUGGCAAUGUUUCGGGUCGGGAUCCUUCUCCAGACUGAUUGGAAUACAGGGGGAGGGAGCUGGACAAGGGAGGUUGAGAUGGGGCAGACGCCUGAUAAGUGAUAGGUGGAUACAGCUGAGGAGGGCGUUUGGCAAGUAGAUGGAGGAAGUGGCAAAGGAGACAAAAGGAUGUCAGAUAAGGUGGAGAAUGUUGGAAAUAUUUUCUGUUUUUGCGUUAGAUUUACACCAACUAAUGAUUUUUUUUUUACUUUGCAUCAGGUAUAAAUACUUCUCAAUGACAUAGCCUGACCAGUUUAAAGAAGCUUCUUACACAACUUGGAAUAAAAAUCAAUAAUUAUAAACCUAAUGUCUUUUCGAGUACUAGUCCUAUUAAAGGUGAGGAGCUCAUUAUAUCCUUGCAGAAAGGCACCAAUAGUGAAUAUACAAUAGACAAUAGGUGCAGGAGUAGGCCAUUCGGCCCUUCGAGCCAGCACCACCAUUCAAUAUGAUCAUGGCUGAUCAUCCCCAAUCAGUACCCCGUCCCUGCCUUCUCCCCAUAUCCCCUGACUACACUAUCUUUGAGAGCCCUAUCUAGCUGAUAAGUGAUUGGUGGUUACUUAAGAUGAACAAAGGGUCUGAUUAAUUUGCUCUCAGGCCUCUGAGUUCCUCCAGCACUUUGUGUUUUGCUCAAGAUUCCAGCAUCAGCAGUUCCUUGUGUCCAUGUUCUGUGACCCAUUGUCUCUGGGAAGUGUGAGAGAGUCUUACUUGACAUCUCCAAAGAUCUGCAAUGUCUUCACAAUGGGCGGCACGCUGGCGCAGCGGUAGAGUUGUUGCUUGAUAGCGCCGGAGACCCACGUUCGUUCCUGGCUGCGGGCGCUGUCUGUGUGGAGUUUGUACGUUCUCCCCGUGACCACGUGGGGUUUUCCCCAGGUCCUCCAAUUUCCUCCCACAAUCCAAAGACAUACGUACAUGUUUGUCUGUUAAUUGGGUUCGCUAAAGAUUGUAAAUUGUCCCUAGUGUGUGUAGGAUAGUGCUGAUGUACGGGGAUCGCUGGUCGGCGUGGACUCGGGCCUAUUUCCGCGCUGAAUCUUCUAAACUAAACUAAGAACCAUCCCAUUCCUCAAUGACAGUGUGCUUAAUGUCAGGAAAGAUAAGGACACAUUAAUUCCCUGGGCGGAGACUGUUGAACAUGAACUCAAAACCAUUCCCUUCAAUUCAUUUCUGUUCUCCUUUAAUAAUCUUCAUUUUCCUCCAGUGCCUUGUGAAGUUUAUGUGUAAUAUUUUCGCAAUAAGAUUAUUUCUGUUCUCAUUCUGUGUUGUUCUAUCCUGGUAGCACUACAAUAUAAGAUAAGUUCGGCAUGUCGAGUGAAGAUGAGUUGGCCCAAAGUGUUUCUGAUUGUUCUAUUGACUCUGACUCCGACAGCUCCGAAGAAGAAACAAUCUAUGACACCAUCAGGGCCACAGCAGCGCAGGCCAACGCAAGGAUGGAAGACUCGCAGAGCAACAGCCUGGUCAUCAGAGUCCUCAUCCCCGACUUGCAGCAAACGAAGUGUAUGCGGUUUGACCCGGAUGCCACGGUGUGGGUGGCCAAGCAACGCAUCCUCUGCACCCUCAACCACAGCCUGAAGGACGUGCUGAAUUACGGCCUCUUCCAACCAGCCAGCAAUGGACGGGACGGCAAGUUUUUGGACGAGGAGCGGCUGCUGAAAGAAUACCCCCAGCCCGUCAACAAAGGGGUUCCCUGUCUGGAGUUUUGCUACAAAAAAAGGGUGUACAAGCAAGCCCACGUUGAUGAGAAACAGAUUUCAAAGCUUCAUACCAAGGCCAAUCUUAGGAAAUUAAUGGAUCACGUUCAGCAUGGCGUCAUGGAGAAAAUCACAAAGAUGCUGGACCGUGGGUUGGAUCCCAACUACUACGACUCCGAGACUGGAGAAACUCCGCUGACUUUGGCCGCCCAACUCGAGGCUCCUGUGGAUGUCAUCAAGGCCUUGCGUAACGGAGGUGCCCACUUGGACUUCAGAGGCAAGGAUGGGGUGACAGCUUUACACAAGGCUGCCCGGGCCAAGAACCACACGGCACUCAUGACACUGCUGGAGCUGGGAGCGUCGACCGACUACAAGGACAGCCGUGGUCUGACUCCCCUCUACCACACGGUGAUGGUGGGAGGAGAUCCUUACUGCUGCGAGCUGCUGCUUUACGAACAUGCCUUCAUCAGCUGUCAAGAUGAAAAUGGAUGGCAGGAAAUCCACCAGGCAUGUCGUUACGGUCAUGUUCAGCACGUGGAACAUCUUCUCUUCUACGGGGCCGAUAUGGAGGCACAGAACGCCUCGGGCAACACCGCACUCCACGUCUGCGCCCUUUACAACCAGGAGAGCUGUGCACGGGUUCUGUUGUUUCGUGGGACCAACAAAGAAGUGAAGAAUUACAACAGUCAGACUCCAUUUCAAGUGGCCAUAAUAGCAGGGAACUUUGAACUGGCUGAAUUUAUCAAGAACCACAAACAGACAGAUAUUGUGCCGUUCCGGGAGGCACCGACCUACUCCAGCCGGCGGCGGGGGCCUCCGAGCACGCUGUCGGCACCGCGUGUCCUCCUGCGCUCCAACAGCGACAACAACCUGAACGUGAAUGACAUCCCCGAGUGGAGCGGCAACCAGCCUGCCACGCCGCACCGCAGCCUCUCCCCGCAGUUACUGCAGCAGAUGCAGAGCAAUCCCAACGGCACGUUGAAGAGCGGCACUGGCACCCACGGCUCGCGCAGUCGGUCGCCCUCCCUCAACCGCAUCGGCGAGGAGAUCCAGAGGCCACAGCACCGGCAGAUCAGUCCGGCUGUAAUUAAGGAAGUUCCUCCGGGAUUGGAAGGCCAAGGGUCUAAACGCAAGCUCUACAGCGCCGUCCCUGGCCGCCAGUUCAUCGUGUUGAGGUCCUACCAGCCUCAAGGCGAAGGGGAGAUUCCGCUCAACAAAGGAGAUAGGGUGAAAGUUCUGAGCAUUGGGGAAGGCGGAUUCUGGGAAGGCAGUGCUCGAGGAAGGAUCGGAUGGUUUCCCGCGGAAUGUGUGGAGGAAAUCCCGGCAAACGAAGCCAAACCAGAAACACGUCCAGACAGAGCGAAAAAGUUAUUCAGACAUUACACGGUUGGAUCGUACGACAGUUUUGACGCUGUCAGCGACUGCAUCAUCGAGGAGAAGACUGUUGUCCUGCAGAAGAAAGACAAUGAGGGUUUUGGAUUCGUCCUCCGCGGGGCGAAAGCUGACACUCCAAUUGAGGAAUUCACUCCAACACCGGCCUUUCCUGCUCUGCAGUACUUGGAGUCGGUGGAUGAAGGCGGAGUGGCCUGGCAGGCAGGACUGAGAACGGGAGACUUCCUCAUUGAGGUGAACAAUGAGAAUGUGGUGAAGGUUGGCCACAGACAAGUCGUGAACAUGAUUCGUCAGGGAGGGAACCACUUGGUGUUAAAAGUCGUCACCGUAAGCCGAAAUCUCGACCCAGAAGAUACUGCUCGAAAGAAAGCUCCUCCACCUCCAAAGCGGGCCCCAACCACGGCACUGUCACUGCGCUCCAAGUCCAUGACGUCAGAACUCGAAGACCUAGAUCUCGAUCCAUCUCAUUUAGAGGGUUUGAAGAGAAGGACUGCGUUUCAAACGACACUAAACAAGCUGGAUGAAAUCGUGUCGAACCCCAAACAGUCACGGGCUGCGGAGAAUGCAACGGUCGAUUCGCGGGUCGCAACGAUCAAACAGCGGCCUUCCAGUAGGUGCUUUCCUACCACAGCAGAUGCAAACUCGAUCUACGACCGGCAAGGUAUCGCUGUCAUGCCCCCUACAGUCCCGGGGAGCCAUAACAGCUCCUACCUAGAGAUCCCGCGUGGAACGAUGCGGAGACAGAAAUCCAUAGGUAUGUUAGAAGAAGAGAAACAAUUUUUAGCUCCUCCGUUACUGAAAUUUACCAGGAGUUUGUCCAUGCCCGACACUGCUGAAGAUAUCCCACCUCCGCCAUCAGUCUCCCCUCCUUCGCCACCUUAUAACACGCCCAAGCCAACCGCGCCAAGGAGUUAUGGAACGAUAAAAGCUGGCUUCAAUCAUAACUCCGGGUUGAGAAGCCAUAACUCGAACAGACCGGAGAGCACGGGGGGGAUUCUUUCGGAGCGGCAGAAGAAGGCAAUGUAUUACCGACAAGAUUCCCAGCAGUAUUCCGUGGACUCUGAAGACCAGUACAAGCCAAACACCUCGCACCAGACUAUGAGGAGCAGGAGGGGAAACAUGCCCGAGAAUCCCUACUCGGACGUCGGCAACGCCGGCAACAAGGCGGUGUAUGUCCCCGCCAAGCCGGCCCGACGGAAAGGCCAGCUGGUGAAGCAGUCUAAAGUGGAGGACAGCCCGGAGAAGACGUGCUCCAUCCCCAUCCCCACCAUCAUCGUCAAGGAGCCGUCGACCAGCAGCAGCGGCAAGAGCAGCCAAGGGAGCAGCAUGGAGAUCGACACCCAGGGCACCGACCGACUCCGGCCCGACGACGGCUUCGGCAACCCGUUCGCGGCGGCCAUCGCCGGGGCGGUGAGGGACCGGGAGAAGAGGAUCGAGGCCAAGCGCCACUCGCCCGCCUUCCUCUCCACCGACCUGGGCGACGAGGACGUGGUCCUGGUGCCCAGCGCCCGCCUCAGGCACUCCAAGUCCAUCGACGAGGGCGUCAUGUUCGGCAGCGAGGAGCGCUACAGUCACCUCAUGGUCCCCUUGUCCAAAGCCAGCGGAGGAGGAGGAGGAGGAGAUGCCAGCGGGACCCUGCGAAGCCACGGCUUCAGCGCCAGGAUCUUGAACGUCGCCUCCAAAAAGGAGGACAUCGAGUGCAACGGCAGGUCGGCCACCAGCACCAACACCGCACCCGCCAUCACCAAAGCCUACGGCGCGCCCAACAUCUCCAACAACAGUAGUGGUGGGAGUUACGUCCAUCCAGUGACGGGCAAGGUGUUGGACUGUAACGCCCCGCUGGCCAUAGCGCUGGCGGCCAGGGGCAGGGCGGUCAAAGACCAACCCACCACCCAGAACUCUGGCAAAGCCGAGCAGGGCAGGAGCGAGAUGGCCAAACCCUUGUACGUCGACACCAAGACCAGGGCCAACGCGGAGACAUGUCUGACCGCGGUCAAAGCCAACCCACCCACACCGGCGCCUCCCCCCUCCUCCCCUUCUGCUUCUUCAUCAUCACCAUUGUCCGCCCUGGCCGGGCCGGGGAAGGAGAACCAUCGCAAGGCGGAGGCCGAGGCACAAGGUGGAGGCAAGGUGGAAGAGGACGAGAAGAUGAAGAUGAUGACGGUGAUGAAGAAGAAGAAGAAGAAGGAGGAGGAUGAGGAGGAGGCGGCGGGGCUGCUGAUGGUUCACCCAGAGCCGGGCUCGGAGGCGGACGGCGGCCGGAGCGCGGGGGAACCGGCGGGCAACCAGGCCUCGCCCAACACGGUCGCCUCGGGUCAACAGAGAGCCUCGGAGAUCCCCGCCGACGGCAGGAAGCCCCCCGCCAUCGCCAAGACCAUCAUCACCGUCAGCUCGGUGGAAGACGCUGGAGUCUUGCCCUUCCGCAUUCCCCCGCCGCCGCUGGCUUCCAUAGACGUGGAGGAAGACCUCUUCCUCUUCUCCGAGCCCCUGCCCCCGCCCUUGGAGUUCGCCAACAGCUUCGAGAGCACCGAGGACCCUCCGGCUGCCCCCUCCCUGUCCGACCUGCUGAGGCAGAACAAGGCUGCGGUCCCCCUGCAGGUCAGGAAGGAAGGUGGCGUUAGUGGCAUUGUUGACGUGGGUGGUGGGACCACCUCCUCUCCAGCUCCUCUGAAGACCCCCGGGCCUCCCGACCCUCCUCUUCCCGCCGGCUGUCCGCCCGGCCGGCGAGAGGCCGCCGACAGCGUGGUCGAUUCGGGCAUCGAGGAGGUGGACAGCCGCAGCAACAGCGACCACCACCUGGAGACCACCAGCACUAUCUCCACCGUCUCCAGCAUCUCCACCCUCUCCUCGGAGGCUGGGGACAACCUCGACACCUGCACGGUCUACGCGGAUGGCCAGACGUUCCUGAUUGACAAGCCCCCUGUGCCCCCCAAGCCCAAAGUCAAGCCCAUUAUCAACAAAAACAACGCCAUCUACAAGGAUGCUUUGAUAGAGGAGAACUUCGACGGCCUGUUCAUGCCACCUCCUGCACCACCACCUCCCCCUGGCGUUGUCCCACCUGAAGCACUUAAAUCCCCACAGCAGAGGACCUCCAAGCUCUGGGGAGAUGGGCCCGAUGUGAAAGUCCCUGCGGUGACUGAUGCAAAGGCAAAUGUCAUUAGUGAAUUGAACUCGAUACUGCAGCAAAUGAACAAGGAAAAGAUGCCCAAACCAACAGAGGCCUUGGAUUCUCCUUCUGCUGCCAGAGGAGUGCUUUAUGGAACAAGGGCAGCCGACGGAGCAGUGAGCACCGGCCCGGGCUUGCAACGCAACGCCACCGUCACCUUCACCAUCCGCCCGGGCAGCAGCCAACCCAUCACCGUGCAGAACCGGACGUCGGACUUUGACAGCAUGACCAUUUUGAAACGGGCCCCGAGUCCUGUGGGCUCUCCCACGGACGCUGGUCAAGCUGCCCGGCCGACCUCCUCUCUGCCCGCCUCCGCCCUGUCGCCCACGCUCACCGACGGCUUCGGCUUCCAGAGCCCACCCAUCCCGGGAGAAGGACACUUCGGCGGGCAGCCGGUUCGCAGUCGGUCCCCUUCCCCGGCCACGCUACAGCAGCCGGCCUCCAACAAACCAUUCGCAUCCAAGGGCGUCCCACUUUGGACUAAGCACGACGUGGCGGACUGGCUGGACACGUUGAACCUCGGAGAACACAAGGACGCUUUUUUAGACAAUGAAAUAGACGGGACCCACUUACCCUCGCUCCAGAAGGAGGACUUAAUCGACCUAGGCGUGACGAGAGUUGGACAUCGAAUGAAUAUAGAACGGGCUUUAAAACAGCUCCUGUCGGACAGGUAGACAGAUGCUUUACAAAGUUACUCAAAUAUCUCUCAUUAUUUUUGACAGCAGCCGACACUCGCCGUAAAUGGCUGGGAUAUAAUGUGCCAUUGGACUAUUUUUUGAACAGAGAGAAAAAAAAAAGCUCAGCAUGGACAUAUUUUCCGACGAAAGCCGCUGGUACCUUUAUAAGCACAACAGGCUGUCAGUAUCAGUGGGCCGCCACUGUUUCUCUGCCACUGGCGUGCUGGGUUGAGUACAAAACGAGCGAGCGAAGACCCCUUUUCGCGAUGUAAAUACACUACAGCAUAAUAAUAAUCUAUAUUUUGAACAAUGAUCUUUUAAUAUUGACCUCACUUGGACAGGUGUCGCUAUGAUACUGUAGUCAAACCAGCAGAGCUGUGUUAUAUACUUUCUAUCUUUGCUAGUACAAUAUUUCUCCACGUGGAUGACAUUAAUGUAGACUAUGUGCAGCAGAACCGUUCAACUCCUCUCCAUGCCCCACUCCCCCCCGUCCCCCUUCGGACAAGGAGCAAUGCGGACUCAUUUUUCUGUUUCUGUUUCUGCUGAGCAGUCUAGCCAUUCCCGGUGUAUGUGAUAAGCGUCGGUCCAGUUCUUUCCUUAAGAGUUUUUUUAAAAUGCAGGUUUGUUUCUCGUGUUUUUUUUAACUUUCACUUUCACUUCCCGAGCUGUGGUCGACAGCUCCUCCUGGGAGAGGUGUUGAAACUAACCAUUUAACGUCUUCCACUUGUGAUUCACCACCAUCGGUUACCGAGAGGAAUUGGAUGGAUAGGGCUUCGGGAAUGGGGGCUGUAAUAUGUGCAUUCAGUUUCACAGCUUCAGUUCUGGAGCUGGGAGGAGGGAG
Leucoraja erinaceus (little skate) is the source of this 10401-nucleotide messenger RNA. RefSeq names its product SH3 and multiple ankyrin repeat domains 2b (gene shank2b). Lineage: Eukaryota; Metazoa; Chordata; Chondrichthyes; Rajiformes; Rajidae. Bases 3939 to 9557 code for a protein of 1872 amino acids. Gene Ontology annotation, molecular function: synaptic receptor adaptor activity; ionotropic glutamate receptor binding. The record is from RefSeq and is a predicted model, not a curated record. Gene Ontology annotation, cellular component: postsynaptic density; postsynaptic membrane; dendritic spine. The transcript has 22 exons.